Molecule: messenger RNA, 612 nt
Organism: Xiphias gladius (swordfish)
Lineage: Eukaryota; Metazoa; Chordata; Actinopteri; Istiophoriformes; Xiphiidae
Gene: ascl1b
Product: achaete-scute family bHLH transcription factor 1b
Exons: 1
Coding region: 1-612 (203 amino acids)
Biological process (GO): neuron differentiation; regulation of neurogenesis; sensory organ development
Cellular component (GO): RNA polymerase II transcription regulator complex
Molecular function (GO): protein dimerization activity; DNA-binding transcription factor activity, RNA polymerase II-specific; RNA polymerase II transcription regulatory region sequence-specific DNA binding
Source: RefSeq, a predicted model, not a curated record
AUGGAAACUACGACCAUCACCACCACGCAGACCGCAUUCACCUUUGGACUUACUGAGAGACGCGCCAGCAUCAGCCUGCACGCCCCGGCCCAGGACUGCGCCGUCCCCGCCUCGCACCCCAACCCCAGCGCCGCCGGCUACCAGAGCAAGACCAAGGUGCUGAAGAGACAGCGCUCCAGCUCGCCGGAGCUCCUGCGCUGCAAGCGGCGCCUGAGCUUCAACGGCCUCGGCUACUCCAUCCCGCAGCAGCAACCCGUGGCUGUGGCCCGGCGGAACGAAAGAGAGAGGAACCGGGUCAAACAAGUCAACAUGGGUUUCCAGACGCUGCGGCAGCAUGUGCCCAACGGCGCCGCCAACAAGAAGAUGAGCAAAGUGGAGACCCUGAGGUCUGCGGUGGAGUACAUCAGGGCUUUGCAGCAACUCUUGGACGAGCACGACGCCGUGUCGGCUGCUUUCCAGUGCGGUCUGCCAUCCCCAACACUGUCCAACAGCUACUCCGCCGACCCGGAGUCGCCUCACUCCACCUACUCGUCGGAUGAAGGCGGCUACGAGCCUCUGAGCUCCGAGGAACAGGAGCUGUUGGACUUUACGACCUGGUUCGACAGGUACUGA